This is a messenger RNA of Didymodactylos carnosus, 1245 nucleotides long. The record is from the annotation of a GenBank genome assembly. Lineage: Eukaryota; Metazoa; Rotifera; Eurotatoria; Philodinida; Philodinidae.
AUGACUGUAAGAACUGAAAACUUACCAUGUAAAAAUUAUAUUUAUUCGAUGGCAAAUGAUGAGAAUUCUACUAAAGCGAUAAAAUCUAACAUAUCACCUUGGAAUCAUGGGCGUAUUCAGCGUUCAACGGCUGAACAAUUAUUAUUUGAUAAAAAACUUGGCACAUUUCUUGUUCGUGAAAGUGAACAUUAUCCGGGUGACUACACACUCUCCAUAAAAGAUGAUUCAAAAAUUCAACAUUAUAGAGUAAAAAUAUUGCCAGAUGGCUCGUAUACAGUAGAUGAUGAAAUUUUUUUCGAAGAUUUAAAACAAUUAAUCGAGCAUUAUGAGUUAGAUGCUGAUGGGUUAUGUUGUCGACUUGAACAAGCUGUAUUCAAUAAUAAUAGAAACAUGAACGGUGUGGAUGAUCUAAUAGAUUCGAUUCCACCGAUAUCAACAUUAUUACCUGAAUCAAUCAUUGAUUAUAGAGAAUUAACAGUUGGAAAAACAAUUGGAAGUGGAGAAUUUGCAGAAGUUUAUGAAGGAACAUAUAGAAAAACUCGCGUUGCUAUUAAAGUAUUAAAAGAAUCAAAUUCAGCUGCAUUGUUUCUUCGCGAAGCCGAUAUUAUGUCCUCAUUAAAACACCCGAAUCUUGUUCAGUUAUUAGGUGUUGCACAGAAACCAGAUAAUGUUAUUUAUUUAGUGACAGAAUUUAUGGCUAAAGGAAGUCUGUUGCAUUAUUUAACAACACGUGGAAGAUCAGUUAUAUUAAAGACAGAUUUAUUAGGCUUUGCUAUAGAUACAUGUGAAGGUCUCAGUUAUUUAGAACAAAAUCAUAUUGUUCAUCGAGAUGUAGCUGCAAGCAAUGUCUUGAUAGCUGAUGAUAAUACAGCGAAAGUGAGUGAUUUUGGGCUGGCAAAAUCGGCUGAACAAAAUGAAUGUGAAAGAAUAAAAUGUAGAACAAAAUGGACGGCGCCAGAAGCAUUAGAAUCAAAAAAAUAUACACACAAGAGUGAUAUGUGGAGUUAUGGAAUUUUGUUGUGGGAAAUUUAUUCAUAUGGAAGAUGUCCUUAUCCUAGAAUUCCUGCCAAUGAGGUAUUAAUUAAUUUGAAACAAGGACACAGAAUGGAACCGCCUGAUGGUUGUCCUGUAGAAAUCGGUGAAAUCAUGCGUCAAUCGUGGUUAAAUGAUCCCGAUAAACGUCCAACAUUUUCCAGUAUACUUGAUAGAUUAAAACAAAUUAGAGAACGAUUACUACAAAAUUAG